Molecule: messenger RNA, 1878 nt
Organism: Paraphaeosphaeria sporulosa
Lineage: Eukaryota; Fungi; Ascomycota; Dothideomycetes; Pleosporales; Didymosphaeriaceae
Product: FAD dependent oxidoreductase-like protein
Exons: 1
Coding region: 189-1799 (536 amino acids)
Cellular component (GO): cytoplasm
Molecular function (GO): oxidoreductase activity
Source: RefSeq, a predicted model, not a curated record
CCUACUUCGGAAGUCGUCAAGGGAUGACUUCAAGUAUCAAUAAAACUCCGUGUGUGGUACUCUCGUCAAUUACAAGCCCUGAACGACCGUACUUGCUAACUUUAGUGCAACGUAGUUAGUAGUCACUACUUUGCCUUUCUCGAGGUUUCUUCCUACUGAACUCAUCCAUUAAGCCUCGUUCAUAUGAGAUGAAAAUCGAAGAUUCCCAUCACCAACACUCGGGAGCGCAACAACAGUACAUUUCGUCGAGAUCACAGCACAGCAAGGUGACGAUGGAAGACCGAGCAAGAAUCCCCGUGGGCCCACCUAUCGCCAACCCUCUCCAUUCGUACUGGCAGCAUCCAAAGUCACCACUCGCGGCAACAAUCGAACCUGAAUGCUCUAAUCCUACCAAACCCUAUGACUACGCCAUCAUCGGCUCUGGAAUAUCUGGGACGAUGGUUGCAUACAACAUCUUCAAGACCUUUCCAUCAGCGCGUGUCGUCAUGAUCGAUGCGCGAGAAAUUUGUUCUGGUGCAACUGGACGCAACGGUGGACAUACAAAAUCUGCUUCAUAUCGCACGUACUUGCAGCAUAAAGUAGAGCUGGGGCGGGAGGAGGCUUUGAAGAUAGCGAGGCUGGAGUACGCAAACAUCAUCGAGACACAUACGCUCGCGAAAGAGCUUGAGAUCGACUGUGAGAAUCAAAUUUGCAACACCGUGGACAUCAUCUACGACCCUGAAACCUUUGAGCAAGGAAAGCACGCCAUAGAAGAGCUGGAAGCGGAUGCGACCGAAGAAGAGCGUCAACCCGGGAAGAUGGCGUCUUACAGAAUUUACCACGCCUCAGACGGCAUCCAGCAGAAAUUCUGGGUUGACGACUCCAAUACGAACCCCGCCGUCAAGCAAGAAAAGGUCGCCGGCGCAUUCGAGUAUCUCGCCGGCAAGAUCCACGCCUAUCGCUUCACAACCGGCGUCCUAAAAAUCCUCGUGCAAGAACACGGCUUGCAACUCUGUGCCAACACGCCCGUACACGCGUUUCUCCCUGCACACUCCUCAACCCCAGAUAGUCCGCUAUGGGACAUCUUCACACAGCGCGGCACCCUCCCCGCCCGCAACGUCGUCCUCGCAACGAACGGCUAUACGCCGUACCUCCUCGCCACCCUCCAAGGCGCCAUCGUACCCCUCCGCGGCCAAAUCGUCGCCAAGAAAUCCCCGCCCACUGCACGCCAUCCUAGCGUCCUCCCAAGAACAUAUUCCUUCAUCUACGCCUCGGGCUACGAAUACAUGAUCCCACGACAACUCCCCGACGGCGGGCAGCACAUUGUCAUCGGCGGCGGGCUGGGGCGUCUGCCCAACGCAGGGGCCGGGGAGUACGGCACCGUGGACGACAGCGCGCUGAGCCCGGAUGUAUCGGCGUAUCUCCACGGCACGGUCACGGGGUACUUUGGGCAGCCUACGUCGUCCUCGCCGGCCGCGCAGGACGUGCCUGAGUACGAGCUUGUGCACGAGUGGACAGGCAUCAUGGGCGCGACGGCGGAUGGGAGGCCGUUUGUAGGGGGGGUGCCGGGGAUGGAGGGGGUGUGGGUGAGCGCGGGAUUUAAUGGGCACGGGAUGGUGCUGUGUGUGAAGGCUGCGGAAGCUUUGGUGGGGAUGAUAAAAAAUGAUGGAGCAGUGGAGGAUUUGGAGUGGUUCCCCAAGAGCUUUUUGAUCAAUGAAGAGAGGAUGAAAGCCAAGUUUGGAGGAAGGACAGAUAUGAAGGUGCCGGAAACGGGGGAGGGACCUGUUGGGGGUGGGAAGAGCUGGGAAGUAGAGAGUUGAUUGUCUUAUACUUCCAGCACUUGGACUGGAAAGUGCGAUCACAGGGUCAUGGUUACAGUCGAUUUCGAUGAUCACUAGC